UCAAGUUGAAGCGGGUUCUAAAAAUUCAAAGAUGGUGGAAAAUUCAUCGAAUUUAUAACAUUUGCAAUAUAUUUAUGAAAAAAUCAACAGAAAAACUGUAAUGACCCUUACAAAAACUUUGACUUACAGAAUCAUGGAUAUUAAGUCAUCGCUCAGAAGCUAUGUCAGUCGCAAAAAGGGUCAGAAAUCUGAAGAACGAGACAAUAAGGAAGAAGAAAUGGAAAUGUUUGAUCAGCUGUAUAGAGAAUGGAAAGGUGUAAAAAAUAAUUGUAAAUAUUUACCAAGUCUGUAUACAAAGCUACCAACAACCGAUGAACCAUUGUUAUUGAAAUUAAGAGAAGAUUCUAGAACCAAUUUUUUACAGCGUAGAAGUCAAGAAAUAUUAGAAAAUGAUGAAUUACAGAAAUUAUGGUUUUUAUUAGAUAAACAUCACACACCUCCUGUAUUAGACGGGGAACAAAUGAUUAGUUAUGAAGAUUUUCUUCUUGUAUCAGAAAAAGCUGGGGCAAAGUGCAAAUCUUUUUUUAAUCCAUCAGUAUUUUGUAAAUUAGUUCAAACAGAUCCAUAUGGUAGAAUCUCCAUUAUGCAAUUUUUUAAUUAUAUUAUGAGAAAGGUGUGGUUACAUCAAACUAGAAUAGGUUUAGCUUUAUAUGAUGUUGCCGGUCAUGGCUAUCUUAGAGAAUCUGAUUUAGAGAAUUAUAUAUUAGAACUUAUACCAACACUGCCACAGUUAAAUGGUUUAGAGAAAUCUUUCUACUCUUUUUAUGUGUGUACAGCAGCUAGAAAAUUCUUCUUUUUUCUCGAUCCUAUAAAAACUGGUAAAAUAAAGAUAGUUGAUAUAUUGACCUGUAGUUUCUUAGAUGAUUUUUUAGAGUUACGUGACGAGGAAUUGUCUAAAGAAUUCCAAGAAUCUAACUGGUUUUCUGCCCCUUCGGCGCUACGUGUUUAUGGCCAGUAUUUAAAUUUAGAUAAAGACAGAAACGGAAUGUUAAGUAAAGAAGAAUUAGCAAGAUAUGGAACUGGCACAUUAACAGAUGUAUUUUUAGACCGAGUGUUUCAAGAAUGUUUAACAUAUGAGGGUGAAAUGGAUUACAAGGCAUACCUAGAUUUUGUUUUAACAAUGGAGAAUAAAAGAGAAUCUCAGUCAUUAAGAUAUUUAUUCCGAAUCCUUGAUAUCAACGGUGCUUCUAGUCUUAAUGUAUUUUCAUUAAAUUAUUUCUUUAGGGCAAUUCAAGAAAAGAUGAAGUUACAUGGACAAGAACCUGUUUUAUUUCAAGAUGUAAAUGAUGAAAUAUUUGAUAUGGUUAAACCAGCUGAUCCACUUAAAAUAACAUUAGAAGAUUUGAUCAAUUGUGGAAAAGGUGAUACAGUUGUCAGUAUUCUCAUAGACUUAAAUGAUUUCUGGACUUAUGAAAAUAGAGAAUAUUUAGUACCCGAGAUUAGUGAUGAGACGGACAUCUGAUCAUGUCCAUAUAAAACAUUCCAGAAAACUACACAGUUGAUUUGAAAGGGUUGGUGCUACCCAGUUGUCAAAUUUUGAAAGGGAAAUGAAUGAAUACAUAUUUUUGUGUCACAAGUAAAGUUUAAAUGCUCAUACAUGUAUAACUACAUGUAUUUAAUGUUGUCAUCAUCAAACUUUGGAAGAAUUGUGUUGUUAACAGUUAACAUCUGUGAUAACUUGCUACACAGUAUACUUCAGUAAAUCCUGUACAGUACAUAUACUGGUACUAAGUACAGUAAUACAAGUAUAUGGUGUACUGAUUAGUCACAUUAGUAAAUUGUGUACUAAGUACAGUAUGCAUUUUAAGCAUUAACAGGUACAGUAAACGAGUUAAUCAUUUAUAGGUACAGUAAACGAGUUAAUCAUUUACAAGUACAGUAAACAAGUUAAUUAUUUACAAGUACAGUAAACGAGUUAAUCAUUUAUUCUACAAUAAACGAGUUAUCCGUUUACAAUAAUGCUAGUAAAUUGUGUUCUACAUGUAUGUACAGUGCAAGUACAGUAAUACUAGUAAAGUGAGUAAUGAUAAUAUUACUGGUAAAUUGUGUACUGGUACAGUGAUAAUAGCAAAUUGUGUACUGGAUUCAUUAUACUACUAGUAAAUCAUGUACAGGUAUAUUAUGUUUGUAAAUAAUGCAUGGCUCAAGAACACAGAAUAUAACAAGAUUGUUAACUUUAUUUUAUAUGUUCUUUGACUAUUAUGGGACUGAGAUUCGUGUGUUUAUGUAUUUGCUGUGUUUUUACGACAUAUAUACAGACAUUCCACUACCAUUCUGUUCUUUGUCUUUCUUAUCUUCUACAUGUAUCUAAAAGAUUUAUUAUAUUUUGCCUUAAAGUAGCUAAGUCUCUAACUCAAUAUCAUCCAAAAUCUUCAACAUUGAAAACAUGAUUUAUUUGUCAAAUUAAAUCAACAUUCAUGUUGUGAUCUUACCGGAAAAAGAUGUGCUUUUGAUAUCCAAUAUUAAAGACAAAAUAAACAUUUUACCAUUGGUACACGAAUCAUGUACCAUAAUGCGCUUCAGCCCCGGUUGUAUCAAGAGACUCGAGGGACGAGGCUAGACACAUUGCACCAAAUCAAACGGCGCAUUUAGACUGUAAUAACCAGACGCUAGAUAUUUGCACUCAAUUGAGACUUCUGGCUUAUUUCGCCGAACAUAACUGAUUUGAAAUUGGAAUAAAACGGAAACCAUUGAAUGUAAAUCAGUUUAUAUACAUUCAUAUUACAGUAUUAUAUGCGUUGCGACCCACUUUUGUGAAUUUCUAGGUCUCAAAUGUUAGCGAUUUAGCGCCUUUAAAUACUGUCAAGAAAAUUAAAGCAUUAAUCAUAAUUUCCUACUUCCCCAAAAAUAUAUUAAAAAAUGUUAUUAAUUUGUUCAAAUGUUCUGUAGAAAUGUCUAGUUGUUUUAAAGCGGAAAUUUCAAAUUUUUAAGUUAUAUUUUUAAUAUUUAUUAAAAUAAAGCCUUAAAAUAGAUGGUAUCCAUAAACAGUCCUACCUUGUUAAAGAAUAAUCCUAUUAAUCCUAUAAUUCACUAUUGCCAGCUGAGAAAUUGGCAAAAAUAUCAUUUUCAACUUCAAAUUCCAACGUUGAGGAAAUGGCUGACCAUUGUUUUCAAUAGGAAAACAAGGGAGGUAAUUCUGUUGUUAUUUCCUGUGUAAAUGAGUUUUAAGUGUGAGAAUGACACCUAUGAUCGUAUAAUAGUGAGUUGACUUAUGUUUUGACUUUCUUAGAAAAAAUGAAAUUCUCGAUUUAACAAAAGUUCUAACCUGUAACCAUGUUUCAGUUCCGUCCAUACAUGCGUUCUGGCUCUGGGUCAGUAAAAGUUAAGUAAUUUCAUACUGGUCAUCCUGUCAUAUGAUUUGUUUAUACGACAAUUGGGGCAAUCACGGAACAAGGAGGAAUCAAGGGCUAUUAUUUAUUAGACUACACCUUUGUUUGGGGAAGAUUAAAGGUGAAAGAAGAUUCACUGCCAAUUGAUGUUUUAUCAGCCUACAAUUAGUCAUGUGUUUUUCUGGGUAUAUUUAAUGUAAAAUAAAUGGUUACUAAUACAGUAAAGAUAUAGCCUACUGAAACAAAGAUGUGUGUCCAAUAUUAGAUUAAAGCAGUAUACACAUUAGCCAAAUCAAUUACCGCUGAAAUUCACCUAGUUUGUCCAGUGUCAUUCGCCUGAUUUUUAGAAUUCAUUACCCGAUCACCGCUGGUGUCGAGUAGUCUCAGUAAUUUCGGGAAGUCUCAGGAUUGUUUAAACCAUGGUCGCUGCCAUGAUUAAUCAUGUGACGCCAAAGGUGAUGCAAUCGACUGGGGAAUCGGACAGAGAAUUCGCCUAGUGUAUCCACUAAUUCGGUUGUAUGGAUUAGGCUGCCAUUCGGCGUCCAUUGAUUCGACCGAUUAAUUUGGCUAGUGUGUCCACCGCUUUAGGUAUAAGCUAAAGCUUUGGGCCUCAAAAAACUUCAGAUGUAUUUCCUUUUGAAAUGGCAUAAAUUGCUAUAAAGUAAUCCAAAGGCGUCCUCUGACCACCCGAAAUAUCAUAGUCUAAAUCUGACACAGUAUUUGAUAUUUCUCUUUGAAUCACAAUUCAUUAUCAUUUAUCAAAACUAUAGAUGUUUUAUGUAUAAAUAAUAUUGUUGUGAUAAUUACAAAUAAACUUAUAAAUAGUUAA
This is a messenger RNA of Patella vulgata (common limpet), 4158 nucleotides long. Its product is annotated as serine/threonine-protein phosphatase 2A regulatory subunit B'' subunit gamma. Bases 101 to 1462 code for a protein of 453 amino acids. The transcript is spliced from 12 exons. NCBI's taxonomy places the organism in Eukaryota, Metazoa, Mollusca, Gastropoda, Patellidae. The record is from RefSeq and is a predicted model, not a curated record. Gene Ontology annotation, cellular component: centrosome; spindle. Gene Ontology annotation, biological process: B cell homeostasis; regulation of dephosphorylation; T cell homeostasis.